Molecule: messenger RNA, 620 nt
Organism: Octopus sinensis (East Asian common octopus)
Lineage: Eukaryota; Metazoa; Mollusca; Cephalopoda; Octopoda; Octopodidae
Product: monocarboxylate transporter 10-like
Exons: 3
Coding region: 108-536 (142 amino acids)
Biological process (GO): transmembrane transport
Molecular function (GO): transmembrane transporter activity
Source: RefSeq, a predicted model, not a curated record
ACUAUAGCAAAAUUUUAGCAGUUACAAUUUUAACCGUAGAAAGCUCUGCAGAUAUAGUGGGACGUUUGGUAUGCAGUCAGGUAAUCCGAGUCCACUUCAUCACCAGUAUGUUACUGUAUGUUGUCAACAGUGUGUUAUUCUCGGCAGUGAUGAUACUUAUCCCAGUCCUACACGGUUACAUGAUGCUACUGAUCGGCACACUUCUUCUUGGAUUUUUCUCUGGCCUCGUUUUAUCAAUCCACAGUGUUGUCGUCUUGGAUAUUAUCGGUGGAAAGAAGUAUUCGUCAGCCAUGGGAUUUGGCGAAACGGCGUGCGGUGCAGGAAACUUAUUUAUUGGACUUAUUGCAGGCUACAUUAUCGAGAAGUCACACACGUUUGAUCAUUUCUUCAAUAUUAUGGGUAUAACUUCUAUAAUAGUCAUGGCAGUUUUGAUCAUUCAAAUUAACCUUAGUGCUAUUCGAAAAUGUUUCCGUCUAAAUUCGAAGGUAAACAUCAAUGAAAGUAAAACGGAUGUUGACAUUAAUCAGACAUUUUGAAACCACUGAAACUAGGAAUAAUUGACAUUAUCACGAUUAAUGUAUCUCCAUUCAACGAGCAAAUGAAUUAAUGAUAUGCAAACA